Messenger RNA from Adelges cooleyi (spruce gall adelgid), 3634 nucleotides. RefSeq lists its product as uncharacterized. Gene Ontology annotation, molecular function: histone deacetylase binding; DNA-binding transcription repressor activity, RNA polymerase II-specific; RNA polymerase II cis-regulatory region sequence-specific DNA binding. The transcript is spliced from 10 exons. Gene Ontology annotation, cellular component: cytoplasm; nucleus. The record is from RefSeq and is a predicted model, not a curated record. Gene Ontology annotation, biological process: cell fate commitment; regulation of transcription by RNA polymerase II. Lineage: Eukaryota; Metazoa; Arthropoda; Insecta; Hemiptera; Adelgidae. The coding region runs from base 421 to 3075 and encodes 884 amino acids.
CUUUGAUCCGCAGUGUCAGCGCAGACAGGUGACCGUGCGAGUCUCGUCGCCGAUCGGUUACUCUGUAAUAAUAAUCAUAAUAAAUAAAUAAUAAUAAUAUUACAACUUGUUCGUAAUUCACUGUGUUAUUAAUUUUUGUGUUUUUUCCAUACAUUAGCAAUAACAAUAUUGUAAUAGUAUUAUUAGUAUUGACAUCUGGGACGGAUGAUAUUUGGUUUUUAUUAUUAUCACUGUUUUUAGUGCGAAUAUCUAUUUCGGUUUUUUUUGUGAUUUUGUUGUAUUCUCGCGCAUUGUGUUGGAUAAUUUGUUAAAGGAUUUCCAUCGGGACAUGUACACGUAGGAUAACAUCGGCACAAUUAUCAAGUGUUUUAACUUUGUCGAAUAUUUAUGGAGGACCAGUGAACCCGAACAAUAAUCACAAUGAGACAGGAAACGCCGCCAAUGGAAACCGACUUGCCGUUCGACUUCAACUCGAUCAAGGAAGAGGAAUUCGACAAGUUUGUCGAUUACAUAGUGUUGGACCAGCCGCCGGAUCCGAACAACCCAAACCGGGCGGAGAGCUCGUUGCCCAGGAACCUGAAGCUAAAGAAGAUCGGCAAAAAGAUCACUGGCGUUAAGAGUGCCAUAUACAUUCCUUUGGGCACGAGGUUCGGCCCGCUGGUGGGUGAGGUGUGCGUCAAGGAGCAUGCGCCCAACGGCAAGAGGAAAUACUUCUGGAGGGUCCAACUUAUGCUAGAGCGAGACAAUGUCUGGCGGAAAAUUCGCCAACAGAUCUACAAAGAGAACAAACCGUUUUACUACAUUAACACAUACGACGAGACCAAAUCAAAUUGGAUGAGGUACGUCAGCGCACCUUACUCGCCUCAAUCUCAAAAUCUCAUUGCUUGUCAGUGCGGGACCGAUAUAUUUUUCUACACGAUACGGCCCAUAUAUCCCAACGAGGAAUUGCUGGUGUGGUACUGUCGCGAAUUCGCCGAAAGGUUAAACUAUCCGUCAAGUGUGGAACAAAUGAUACAGCGCAUGCAAGGAAAAAUGCAACUGUCCACGUCACCCACAUUGCCCAUGCUCGCGGAUGCAACGGACACGGUAUCGUCUUCGUCGACGCCACCCACGCCGCCGCCACAGCCAACGGACGGCGCGGAAGCUGUGCUCAAGACGGCCAAUCGGGUGCACUGGCAGGACGAUGACUUGCGCAACGAAUUCGAUAAGGCUAUGACCAAUAACGCGACGUCCAUGCGCCGUGUACUGAUCAGUCCCAUCAAGGAGUACUCAGACGCCGGCGGCACGGACGUUCUGAGGCUGGACGGACUACGAUUGAGGCCGGUGGACGACGAAGGCAAAGCUCAAGGAUACGCUCAGUCCCAUUCGGUGCGGUCCGACGAAGGGUACCACAGUCACACGUACCACGACGACGCACCGACGCCGCCUGAACAUUUGUCUGAUUCCGAUGACAGUUCCAAUUGCAUAUUGGAUUAUAGCAAAAAAUCGAAAUUGCCUAAGGCCGACGAGGAAGCGGCGGUCGAGGUGGAGACCAACGAGUUCCUUAAAGUGAAAAUCAAGCUGCGCAAAGCGUCGCAGUACCGCAAAGACCCGGAACAGCCGCUCAAGGAACAGACGCCGCCUCCUGUGGUGUCCGUCGAGCCGAUUGUCGUGCGACCGUUGUCUCCAAAACGGUACGCCGAACCGUCUUCGUCUUGCGCUUCAGCCGAUUCCGUUGAGUCGCAGCCCAAGAAACUCAAAUACGACCAGCCCAUCGUCGUUCAACAACCUUCAGUCAUAUACCAGUAUCCAAGGGAUCAGAAAUCGCUGUUGGAAAACUUAUUGCUCCAAACCAAAGAGUCAUCGACGUUUGACCAUCAUCAGUCUGCCGUCGUUAUUCCGCCAAUCUCUGUCAUGUCAUCAUCGUCAUCGCCACCGUUGCCGCUUCAGUCACAACAACAACAACAGCCGCCGGUUAGCACAGUCGAUCAAUCGUACGUGCAACGGUACGUGACGGCGUCGGUCAGCCCCGACUCGUCCACCAAAGGACUAUCGCCCGCGUUGUCGCCGCCCCUGCACCAAAUGCACCGGAGCCCGCCCCCGUCGUUGCUCAUGUACUCGUCACCGGCGGCACAACAACUCUCGUACAUGCCGUAUCAGUCACAUUUGUUCCCCCCGCAAAACGGCAGUGUCGGCGGCGGUUACCAGUGUCACUACCCGAGCAGUCACCCCGUCGAGUCCAGCGCAGGCAGCCCGCCAGCCGGUUCCAUGUCACCGGAUGAUAUAUCACCAUGUGGUAGUCCAGGCAGUUCGGGUAACUCACGCGGUUACCGAUCGCUGCCCUACCCGAUAAGCAAGAAAAACGGUAAAAUGCACUACGAGUGCAACGUAUGCCGCAAGACGUUCGGUCAGUUGUCCAACCUGAAGGUGCACUUGAGGACGCAUUCGGGCGAGAGGCCUUUUAAGUGCAAGACGUGUGGCAAGAGCUUCACGCAGCUAGCCCACCUCCAAAAGCACAAUUACGUCCACACCGGAGAACGCCCACACGAAUGCGACGUGUGUCAAAAGCGUUUUAGCUCCACGUCCAAUCUGAAAACUCACUCGAGACUGCACACCGGCGACAAGCCGUUCGUUUGCGAGAUAUGCUCGUCCACGUUCACCCAGCUGGUGCACCUCAAACUCCACAAGCGUAUCCAUACCAACGAGCGGCCGUUUACUUGCCACUGUUGCCAGAAAUCGUACAUUAGCGCCAGCGGAUUAAGAACUCACUGGAAGACCACUUCAUGCAGGCCACAAUAUCCGGUGGGUAAAGAUGAAAUGGCCGAACAGAGGAACAGUCCGGAAUACCAUCAGACGUACCAUCACGGUGGCGGCGGUUACGCCAACGGCGGCUUGAUGGCCGAACAUGUGGACGACGGCAAUCAAAACAACAACAACAUGUACCGCGUGGCUGAUAAGCAGCAGCACGAUGACGACGCUGACAUGUACGCUCACCUACGACAUCAUCACCAGCAGCCCAUCGCCGUCGACGUCCAACCGGGAGAAAUCCAACGGCCGUCGGUGAUCGAACAGAGGCAUUUCAUCGAGUGCACGUAGGCCGCACAUUAUAGUGCGAAAUUUGAAAUCUUUAUACUUACCUAAAAUCUAAAAACAAAAAAGAAGACUACCACACCCCGUUUUUUCGACAUUAAUUGGAAAACGCCUCUUUUGACCUCCCACAAUUCUAUAUACUAUGACGUAAUUACGUUUAGUUAUUAACUUUAUAUAAGCUCAAAGAAGCCAAAUAUUUACUAUUUAUAUAUUUAUAUUAUAUUUUUAAUUGAAACACUUUCAACAAUUUCAAAGAAAAAAAAGCGAACUUAAUGUUAAAAAGUAUAAAACUGCUUUUGAGGUUUUUUAGCGGUCGACUUAUAGACUUAGCGAAAUGUACUGAUUGUUAAUUUGUAUAGACGUUUAGUUUUGUACUAUUAAAAAAAACAGAUUAUUAAAAUAAUGUUCCUAAUUUUUUUUCGAAUUUUUUUUCUUAAUUGUGUAGACUGUAAAAUGUAAUUUAAAAAAAAAACGAUUAAAUAAAAAAUUGUUAAAAAAAACCGUUAACUUGUAAAUGGAUAAUUAUUAUGCGCGUACAGAAAGUACAACAACUAUAUAUGUACAA